Oncorhynchus nerka (sockeye salmon) is the source of this 2430-nucleotide messenger RNA. Its product is annotated as transmembrane protein 14A-like. Lineage: Eukaryota; Metazoa; Chordata; Actinopteri; Salmoniformes; Salmonidae. Gene Ontology annotation, biological process: regulation of heme biosynthetic process. The transcript is spliced from 5 exons. Bases 112 to 513 code for a protein of 133 amino acids. The record is from RefSeq and is a predicted model, not a curated record. Gene Ontology annotation, cellular component: mitochondrial membrane.
CUGGGCGAGUUCGUUUUGCAUGGACCGGUACCCGGGUGGAUGAAGAUUUAACCUAAGCACCAAUGGAAUGGUCGCAGAUGUACUACCUCCACUCAUCCUGGACACCGGGGCAUGCAAAACGAACAAACCCAUUGGGACAACAGGCGUACAUUUUUACUCAUUUAUUUUACGUUUAAAUUAGCAAAUACCAGCACUGCAAUGGCAAUUGACUGGCUUGGAUUUGGCUACGCUGCAGCCAUAGUCCUUGGGGGAUUCAUGGGAUACAAGAAAAAAGGUAGUGUCAUGUCACUGAUAGCUGGGCUAUUGUUUGGCAGCAUAGCCGCCUAUGGGGCCUUCAUGAUUUCAAAUGACCCAACCAAGACUUUCUACUCCCUCGUUGCCUCAGGAGCGCUGACAAUAGUAAUGGGAAUGAGAUUCAAGAAAUCUGGAAAAAUAAUUCCAGGUGGUAUCAUGGCGGGACUAAGUGUGCUGAUGGUCCUACGUCUUCUCUUCAUGAGUGUGAUUGUAAUGUGAUUUGAACAAUACAACAACCAACUAAAGCAAGAUGGAAAAUGUCAUCACAAGGGAUGAAUUUGCAUUUACACAUUGUUUGUGCUUGCCUAUAUGUAUUAUUGUAAUCAUCCUUAAUGUUUGUACGUUCUUUAAAGAACUUGAUCCUGCAACCUAUGAUCAUAUUGCUGCUUUUAUGUCAUUCCUAAAGUAUGCAGCACUGGGGCAGUGAGUGCACAUACACAAUGACUAAAUGCUAUGUGAAUGUUGAGUAAAAAGGGUGUUACAGUGCCUUGCAAAAGUAUUCAUCCCCCUUGGCGCUUUCCCCAUUUUGUUGCAUUACAACCUUUAAUUUAAAUAGAUUUCUAUUUGGAUUUCAUGUAAUGAACAUACAUAAAAUAGUCCAAAUUGUAUGAAGUGAAAUUUUAAAAGGUACUUGUUUAAAAAAAAAAUACAAAUGGAAAAGUGGUGCGUGCAUAUGUAUUCACCCCUUUGCUAUGCAGCCCCUAAAUAAGAUCUGGUGCAACCAAUUACCUUCAGAAGUCACAUCAUUUGUUAAAUAAAGUCCACCUGUGUGCAAUCUAAGUGUCACAUGAUCUCAGUAUAUAUAAACAUGUUCUGAAAGGCCCCAGUCUGGAACACCACUAAGCAAGGGGCACCAUGAAGACCAUUGAGCUCUACAAACAGGUCAGGGACAAAGUUGUGGAGAAGUACAGAUCAGGGUUGAGUUAUAAAAGAAUAUCAGAAAGAAUAUGACAAACCUGCCAAGAGAGGGCCGCCCACCAAAACUCACAGACCAGGCAAGGAGGGCAUUAAUCAGAGAGGCAACAAAAGACCAAAGAUAACCCUGAAGGAGCUGCAAAGCUCCACAGCGGAGAUUGGAGUAUCUGUCCAUAGGACCACUUUAAGCGGUACACUCCACAUAGCUGGGCUUUACCAAAGAAUGGACAGAAAAAAAGCCAUUGCUUAAAGAAGGGAAAAAAAGCAAACAAGUUUGGUGUUUGCCAAAAGGCAUCUGGGAGACUCCCCAAACAUAUGGAAGAAGGUACUCUGGUCAGAUGAGACUAAAAAUUGAGCUUUUUGGCCAUCAAGGAAAAUGCUAUGUCUGGUGCAAACCAAACACCUCCCAUCACCCCGAGAACACCAUCCUCACAGUGAAGCAUGGUGGUGGCAGCAUCGUGCUGUGGGGAUGUUUUUCAUCAGCAGGGACUGGGGAAACUGGUCAGAAUUGAAGGAAUGAUGGAUGGCUCUAAAUACAGGGAAAUUCUUGAGGGAAACCUGUUUGUCUUCCAGAGACUAGACUGGGAUGGAGGUUCACCUUCCAGCAGGACAAUGACCCUAAGCAUACUGCUAAAGCAACACUUGAGUGGUUUAAGGGGAAACAUUUCAACGUCUUGGAAAGCCCAGACCUCAAUCCAAUUGAGAAUCUGUGCUAUGACUUAAAGAUUGCUGUACACUAGCGGAACCCAUCCAACUUGAAGGAGCUGGAGCAGUUUUGCCUUGAAGAAUGGGCAAAAAUCCCAGUGGCUAGAUGUGCUAAGCUUAUAGAGACAUGCCCCAAGAGACUUGCAGCUGUAAUUGCUGCAAAAGGUGUCUAUACAAAGUAUUGACUUGGGGGGUGAACAGUUAUGCACGCUCAAGUUUUGUUUCACAAAAACAAUGGUGCAUCUUCAAAGUGGUAGGCAUGUUGUGUAAAUCAAAUGAUACAAACCCCCCCAAAAAUCCAUUCGAAUUCCAGGUUGUAAGGCAACAAAAUAGGAAACAUGCCAAGGAGGUGAAUACUUUCGCAAGCCACUGUACUUCCUUGAAUAGUUAUGUUGUCUCAUCGGAAAUUGUUUAAGUUGAAUGAAGUACAGUCUUACAAUAACUAUUCACUCAGUCAUUGUAAGAACAAAGGAGCACUUUUUGUUGAACAAUUAAAUUUACUACUGGUUAUAAGCA